CUGCACUAGGUCCCGUCUCCGGAAGGGGUUGCACAGCAGUGGCGGCGAUUCUGUGUUGGGCAUUGGUGUUUCCGCGCCCUGCCGGUGGGUGAGAUACACGGCGGCGAAAUGGUCGAGGAGGUACAGAAGCAUUCUGUGCACACACUUGUGUUCAGGUCAUUGAAGAGGACCCAUGACAUGUUUGUAGCUGAUAAUGGAAAACCUGUGCCUUUGGAUGAAGAGAGUCACAAACGAAAAAUGGCAAUCAAGCUUCGUAAUGAGUAUGGUCCUGUACUGCAUAUGCCUACUUCAAAAGAAAAUCUUAAAGAGAAGGGCCCUCAGAAUGCAGCAGAUUCAUACGGUCAUAAACAAUAUCCUGCCAACCAAGGACAAGAUGUUGAAUAUUUGGUGACAGGUACACAUCCGUAUCCACCAGGACCUGGGGUUGCUUUGACUGCCGAUACCAAGAUCCAGAGAAUGCCCAGUGAAUCCGCUGCACAGUCCUUAGCAGUGGCUUUACCUUCCCAGGCCAGAGUGGAUGCAAAUCGUACUGCACCAGCUGGAAGUGAGUACCGACUUCCUGGGGCUUCUGACCGCCCCCAGCCUCAAGCAGUGAAUUCUAUGAUUAUGGAGACUGGCAAUACCAAGAACUCUGCACUGAUGGCUAAAAAAGCGCCUACGAUGCCCAAACCCCAGUGGCACCCACCAUGGAAGCUCUACAGGGUUAUCAGUGGCCAUCUUGGCUGGGUUCGAUGUAUUGCAGUGGAACCUGGCAAUCAGUGGUUUGUUACUGGAUCUGCUGAUAGGACUAUAAAGAUCUGGGACUUGGCCAGUGGCAAAUUAAAGCUGUCCUUGACUGGCCACAUCAGCACAGUGCGGGGAGUGAUUGUGAGCACCAGGAGUCCUUACUUGUUCUCUUGUGGAGAAGACAAACAAGUGAAAUGCUGGGACCUUGAGUAUAAUAAGGUUAUACGGCACUAUCAUGGCCACCUAAGUGCAGUGUAUGGUUUGGAUUUGCACCCAACAAUCGACGUCCUAGUAACAUGUAGUCGAGAUUCAACUGCACGGAUUUGGGACGUGAGGACUAAAGCCAGUGUGCACACAUUGUCUGGACAUACAAAUGCAGUUGCUACAGUGAGAUGUCAAGCUGCAGAGCCACAGAUUAUCACUGGAAGCCAUGAUACCACAAUCCGAUUAUGGGAUCUGGUGGCCGGCAAGACAAGAGUGACACUAACCAACCAUAAGAAGUCAGUCAGGGCUGUGGUUUUACAUCCACGACAUUACACAUUUGCAUCUGGUUCUCCAGAUAACAUAAAGCAGUGGAAGUUCCCUGAUGGAAGUUUCAUUCAAAAUCUUUCUGGUCAUAAUGCUAUUAUCAACACAUUGACAGUUAAUUCUGAUGGAGUCCUUGUAUCUGGAGCUGACAAUGGCACUAUGCACCUUUGGGACUGGAGAACUGGCUAUAAUUUUCAGAGAGUUCAUGCAGCUGUGCAACCUGGGUCCUUGGACAGUGAAUCAGGAAUAUUUGCUUGUGCUUUUGAUCAGUCAGAAAGCCGGUUACUGACGGCUGAAGCUGAUAAAACCAUUAAAGUCUACAGAGAGGACGAGACGGCGACAGAAGAAACUCAUCCUGUCAGCUGGAAACCAGAAAUUAUCAAGAGAAAGAGAUUUUAACGUGGUAUCUUUGUGGAGGUUGCUUUUUUAUUGCUUGGCAUUGAUGAGGAUAUCCAGUGGUUUGUGCUCUGACUGGGAAAUAGAGUGGAAACACGCUUGCUGGAAUCCCUGCUGCUUCUACUGUACAAUAAAUUCUCUCCUAUAUCCCC
Messenger RNA from Nannospalax galili (Upper Galilee mountains blind mole rat), 1802 nucleotides. RefSeq names its product pleiotropic regulator 1 (gene Plrg1). NCBI's taxonomy places the organism in Eukaryota, Metazoa, Chordata, Mammalia, Rodentia, Spalacidae. Gene Ontology annotation, cellular component: Prp19 complex; precatalytic spliceosome; catalytic step 2 spliceosome. Gene Ontology annotation, molecular function: protein binding. The transcript is spliced from 15 exons. Gene Ontology annotation, biological process: mRNA splicing, via spliceosome. The coding region runs from base 109 to 1653 and encodes 514 amino acids. The record is from RefSeq and is a predicted model, not a curated record.